AUGGCGAACAAUCUACAGAAACAACUAUUUGCUAAGAAGUUCAAAGAUGCUGAAGAGGUGCUUCGGACCAUGGAUGAUCAAGGCAAUGACGCAGCACCGGACACAGAGUCAGAUGAUUUAGGCGAACUCCCGGCCUUUGGUUGCGGGGGUAUAAGGCCUAGAAGGCAUGCUAGCUCUAUGCCCGUGGGAGAUAACGACAGCUGGCGCAAGUACUUUGCGGUCAACGAAAUGUUCGCGAUACCCGAGCGUAACUUCAAAUUCAACACAUACUACAAACUUCCCCAGACAACUAAUGCUGCUUCCAUACCAGUUUUCAUUAUGCACCAUGGCGCGGGCUCGUCGGGGCUUACCUUUGCGCCUCUUGCGGACGAGCUAUACACGCGACUUGAGGGUAAAUGUGGAAUCUUCUCCUUUGAUGCCAGGGGACAUGGGGAGACCGUUCCGCUAGAUUCAACUUUGGAGGUCCCAUAUGAUCUUGCCACGUUCACUGCGGACUUUAACGCUGUCAUUAAGACACUACAACAGCGGAUCUUGCAACAUAAAAUACCAAAAGAAAAGCUAUCAAUAGUGCUACUGGGGCAUAGUCUCGGGGGCAGCAUAUGCACAACAGCCUUUAAUGCGAUGGAGAGUGCACUUCGGAGCAAAGUGGUCGGCGUGGCUAUUUUUGAUAUUGUAGAAGAGGCUGCUAUUGCAGCUUUAAAUAAUAUGUCACACCACCUAGCGACAACACCAACCUCCUUUGCUACUAUGCGUGAGGCUAUUGAAUACUACAUUGAGAAGGGUCUUUCGAAUCUACGCUCUAGCGCCGAAGUAUGUGUUCCUGCCUUGUUCCACAAGACCUCGAGAGGUAAAGCUGUCCGAAUAACAGAUCUUGCAAGCUUUCAGAAGUAUUGGCAUACCUGGUUCGUGGGCCUAUCGUCUCGUUUUGUGCAUUUACCAACUAGUAAGCUGCUGGUGCUUGCAGGCAGCGACAAUCUGGACAAGGAACUGAUCAUUGGACAGAUGCAAGGGAAGUACCAACUGGUAGUUUUUCAGGAAUCUGGCCAUUUUAUUCAGGAGGAUGCUCCGGCGAAAGCUGCCAUUACGCUGAUCGAAUUUUGGCGGAGAAAUGAUAACAAGAACGUUGUAAUCAAGACGAACUGGGGGCAGUGGAACUAA
Messenger RNA from Eremothecium gossypii ATCC 10895, 1158 nucleotides. It is a transcript of the gene PPE1, whose product is annotated as phosphoprotein phosphatase methylesterase 1. The transcript has a single exon. Lineage: Eukaryota; Fungi; Ascomycota; Saccharomycetes; Saccharomycetales; Saccharomycetaceae. The record is from RefSeq and is marked provisional. Gene Ontology annotation, molecular function: protein methylesterase activity. Gene Ontology annotation, biological process: protein demethylation. Bases 1 to 1158 code for a protein of 385 amino acids.